This is a messenger RNA of Mustela erminea (ermine), 1191 nucleotides long. RefSeq names its product LRRN4 C-terminal like (gene LRRN4CL). Gene Ontology annotation, molecular function: protein binding. Bases 267 to 980 code for a protein of 237 amino acids. The transcript is spliced from 2 exons. NCBI's taxonomy places the organism in Eukaryota, Metazoa, Chordata, Mammalia, Carnivora, Mustelidae. The record is from RefSeq and is a predicted model, not a curated record.
GGCCCCGUGACUCAGGCUCUCUGAAGGGACCGGCCCCGCUUCUUGGCAUUCACCGGGAAAGGGGGGUGGAGGGGGCCUGGCGGGGUGGGGGCUAGGUGGUGACAUCACAGUGGAAGGGUAUAAAAGCUUCGAGCCAAAACAGAAUUGAAAUUGAGGACACUGACAAAACCUGCCCGCAAGCCUGUGCUCCCGGGGUCGCCCCGGCCUCACGCCCACAGACCACUGGUAGGAGAUUUGCACCGCGGUGAGACCUCUCGGCUGACUCCAUGCCGGGCUCUCCCUGCCUUCUGUGUCUCCUGGCUGUCACCUUCUCCUUAGUUCCCAGAACGCGGCCCUUGGCCCCUCAAGAUCUUAUGGAAGAGGAGGAAGAUGAGACGUCCCGGCCACCCCUGCCGCCUGUCCUCUGUGACUACGACAGCUGCCGGCACCUGCAGGUGCCAUGCAAGGAGCUGCAGAGGGCUGGGCCCAGAGCCUGCAUGUGCCCUGGGCUCUCCAGCCCUGCCCAGCCGCCUGCCCCGCCGCGCCUAGGAGAAGUGCACGUGGUGGCCGAGGACGGAAGCGCAACGGUGCACUGGUGUGCUCCCUCCUCGCCCGUCCACCGGUACUGGUUGCUGCUUUGGGAAGACCGUGAGGCCACCUGGAAGGGGCCCCCGCUCAACUCCACGGUCCGCAGAGCAGAACUGAAAGGACUGAAGCCCGGGGGAGAUUACGUCGUUUGCGUGGUGGCUGCCAACGGGGCUGGAGAAAGCAGUGUGCCUGGGACAGGUGGGGAGGGCCUCGAGGGGGUGGGUGGCCCGACUUUCGGGCCCUGCGGCAGGCUGGCCGUGCCCCCCAGACCCAUUACCCUGGUGCACACAGCCAUCGGGGUGGGCACGGUGCUGGCCCUGCUGACCUGCUUAGCUCUGGUCUGGCAUUUCUGCUUGCGUGAGCGCUGGGGCUGCCCCCACCGGCCGGCCUCCCAGCCUGCAGUAGGGCUCUGAAGCAGCCUGGGGGGCCUCUUGGGGCCCAGCUGAACCCAGGCUUGGAGAGGAGAGCUUAGCCUGGGUUUCCUGGGAGGAGGCGGCUGCUGCUGCUGCCCUGAGCAGUCCUGGGGUUGGGGGGCUGUUGAGGGGGAUGCGUGGGGAGUAGAAGGCCAGGAGCCUGAGGCCCUAUCUGAGUCUCAGUGCUCAGCCUCAGAACUUGUUCAGGUUC